Molecule: messenger RNA, 7335 nt
Organism: Branchiostoma floridae (Florida lancelet)
Lineage: Eukaryota; Metazoa; Chordata; Leptocardii; Amphioxiformes; Branchiostomatidae
Exons: 38
Coding region: 1-5982 (1993 amino acids)
Biological process (GO): G protein-coupled receptor signaling pathway; cell surface receptor signaling pathway
Cellular component (GO): membrane
Molecular function (GO): G protein-coupled receptor activity
Source: RefSeq, a predicted model, not a curated record
AUGUUGAGAGCAGUGGUGACCAGAGAACUCAGUAGUAGUGAUGUUCCACUUGAGCUGAUGUUACUUAGACCAUUGGCAGUGCAGGAAAACCAAGUCCUGAACAUCACUCUACGUCUGCAGGAUAACCGUCAGCCUGUCAUCCAACCGUGUUCAACAUGUGUAGCACUGAACCUUAAGUUAAAUCAGGUCAGCUGCAACUUCAACCCUAAAUCUUUUGACUCGAAUCUCGGAUGCUUGCGAGCCUUCUCUGCUUGGAGGACUGAACUUCAGAACAAGGGAGGAGCAGGUACAUGUCAAGACUCUGAACUGGACCGAAAGUUCCUUGAGCGAUACCGCAACUGCUUUGUUCCCCCCAGUAUUCAGUACAUCACAUCUCGUGUGGAGGGGUCGCUCGGUCAACCCGCCAGGCUGGUUUGUGUCACAAGAGGGAACCCAGCGCCCUCUGUCAGGUGGCUGCGGAAAGGCACCCUAUUCACAAACUCACAGGGAAACACCAUAAUCUUUGAUUCUGUGUCUGAUGCUGAUACUGGAAAAUACGUUUGUGUUGCUGAGGAGAGAGAGUUCUUCAAUAGAACUAUCAGAGCAAAUGCCACCUUGGAACUACGGGGAGAAGCCUGUGAGAGGUACCAGCAAGCACAUGCUCAACUUCUGGGUGAAUGUGCAACACCAGCUGCUGUCAUCCCACAGCAAGUAUGUGGGCAGUUUUUGGUCCCCUUUCGAAAUGGAACUGUUACUAUUGACCACAUUCAGGUAACAAUACGUGCAGAGGGACAGCUACCAUGGGUUCAGCCUGGCGAAGUAGCAGCUAUUGUUAACCUGAACAUCACAAUAUUGCAGACCAGAAACAAACCUCCGAUGGAGCCAGCACGCCGAAAACGCCAUGACACGGAAUCGAAAACUGCGGGCAAUCAUGCUGUGUUAAAACGUGGCAAGCGGCAAGAAUUAGGAGAUCCACAAGAAGAGAUCGUCCACCAACGGGUGUACCAGAAUGUGCUGGCAAUAGUUGAAAACGGUUAUGAAGUUACAGCAAACGUAACACUAGAGCCAGUGGAUGUCAUACCUGGCAAUACGUUACUGAUCAAAGUUGCAGAGGAGGGACCCAACAAGCCCACAGUUUGCCAAUUACGUGAUUUUGGUGCCUUCCCAGAGUUUCGGUUAAGAGGCUUCACUUUGCUGCCUUGUGAUUCACCAUCUAGCAAUGAUUAUGACGAAGAAUCCAUACCCACAGUUGAGCCAACUGAAGUUCCACUUCUGGAGAGAAAUGUUCCACCUUGUCAGCAAAGGUACAAUGACUGGAUUGUUGCGAGGCAAGCUGUACCUGAAGGUAACCAGUGUGUGGGAGAUGACUUAAAGUUUGUGACCCAACAGUACUCCACAUGUUUUGUUCCCCCCGAGGUCACCAUAGUUUCCCAGGAAGCUGAGGUGAUUGCAGGAGAGACAGUCACCAUCACAUGUGACACUGCAGGGUUUCCCAGUGACUAUAGCUACCAGUGGACAGUGGACGGGACAGUCAUGCCAAACCAAAGAGGUCCUGUCUUCAGGUAUGCUGCUGUAAGUGGUGUUCACAAGAUCAAGUGCAAGGUGACAAGUUCAGGUGGUGAGACCGAGUCUGAGGACAGCACUGUGACUGUGCUCCCGGAAGGAACUGUACUAUGCAGAGAUGUCCAGAGUCUUUUUACAGCUAUGCAAGGAUUAUGUGUCAGAGAGAAUGCAGCACGUGGGGCCAGAGCUACAGAUGAUGGCAUUUAUCCUUUUAUUGUGCCUUACCAAGGAGGAUUCCCACUUGCCAUGUUAGAAAUACAAGCAAUCUCGGUGACUGUUGACUGGAAUCAGUUCCCCAUGUACCAAAACAGUCUCAGAGAAGCAGGAUCUGGGACACUUACAGCACAAGCAACAUACUACAGCCUGGAGGGGCAAUCUUUCAGUGCAACUGCCACUGGGCAGGUAACUUCUGAGACAAGAGGUCCAGUGGAACUAUCAUUUGCCCAACAACUUGUAGUUGAAGAGACACAGAAUGUGAACAUCACUCUACAUCUGCAGCCAUCUGACUCUGACAGUACACCAGUUGUGAACCGCAACUGUUCAUCAUGUGUGGGGCUGAAAUUAUGGGCUUAUCGGAUAAACUGUGACUUCAGCCUUGUCAACCCUGAAUUGGAAUUCUUUGAAACCAAUGGACAAUGCCUGAGGGCAUUCCAAACCUGGUGGACCAAACUGUCAACAAGGGGUGGAUCAGGGUCAUGCCAAAACUAUUACCUGGACCAGUCGUUUCUUGAUAGAUACCGCAAAUGCUUUGUUCGGCCCACUCUACAGUACAUCACCUCUCCAGUGAAGGCUCUCUUCAGACAGCCUGCAAGGCUGGCAUGUGUUGCUAGCGGCGGCCCUCCACCGACAGUACGAUGGUUGCGGAAUAACAAACCAGUCAAUAAUUCUGACAGAAACACCAUUGUGUUUGACUCUGUCACUCCAGCUGAUACUGGGAAUUAUACCUGUAUUAUUGAAGAGAGGGACUUCUUUAAUGAAACUGUGAUAGCAACUGCCAGCUUGGAACUACAGGGACUGGCAUGUACAAACCUUCAACAGACUCAGACCCGGCUACUGGAGGAAUGUGCUUCCGAUGCUCGGUUUCAAUAUUCUGAAUCUGAAUUUGGAAACUGUUGGCCGACGUUUGUUGCACAACAGAACACAAGCAUCUACCAGCUUCAGAUUCAACUGAAUAGCGAGGGGCAACCGUUGCCAUGGUUACGGAGUAACGAAGCAGCAGGCUCCGUGAAUCUUAACGUCACGAUACUGUGGCUGGGACAACAAACGCUUCGGCCACUUCGGCGCCGCGACGUCGUGUCAAGAAUCGUUAACAACGAGUCACCUGCUAUCCGCUUCAAACGUGCAGAAUCCGAACAACCCGUCAUCCUCCACCAAAAAGUCUAUCCAAAUGUGCUUGUGCUGAGACAAGAUGGCCAGCCAACCCUGAAUAUAACGAUUGAACCUGUGAAUGUGACCCUGAAUGAUAUCAUACAGGUGGACAUCGCAGAAGAGGGGUCCUACAGUGCUGCAUUGUGUAACAUGGGCAUCUAUUCAGAUUUGCAGUUACGGGGACACGUUUUUGCACCCUGCAAUAGGAUUAUGAUACCGAAUGAAAACAGUGAGUCCCUACAAAACCAAGAGGAGAGCGUGCCAACUUGCCAAAAAAGAUACUCUGAAUGGCUGAUAGCCAGACAGACAGUGUCAGAUGGAGACAGUUGUGCUGGGUCCGAUGUGGUGACCAGUCAAUUCCAGAAAUGUUUUGUUCCCCCUGAGGUCAGCAUUCGUCCUUCAGAGAUUGAGGAUCUAGUGAUUGGAGAGACCGUCACCAUCACAUGUAAAGCUGCAGGGUUUCCCAGUGACUAUAGCUACCAGUGGACAGUGGAUGGGGCAGUUGUACCUGACCAGAGAGAUGCUGUCUUCAGGUAUGCUGCUAUGAGUGGUGUUCACAAGAUCAAGUGCAAGGUGACAAGUUCAGGUGGUGAGACCGAGUCUGAGGACAGCACUGCGACUGUGCUUCCUGAAGGUACAAAGACGUUUGUCUCCAGUAUCAGGAUAACUGGCAGGAACUUCUCCCCUGAGUUGACCGACCCAAAUUCAGCUGCUUUCCAGAACAUCAGUACAGAGAUGAAGGAUUGGUAUCGGCAAGCUGUGGGAAAUGUGCAAGGCCAGGUAUCUAUCAGAGUAAAGGAUGCAAAACCAGGAAGUGUCAUUACAAGUCAGAACAUAAAUGUGCAGGAUUCUGUGCUCCAAGACAAGGACCUGUAUAACAGCAUCUCCAAUAAUCUGAGAACAGCUGCCCAGUCUCCUAGCUCUCUUGGGGUGGAUCCAAACAGUGUGACACUCUUAAGUGCAACAACCUGUUACAGUGAAACAGUGACUGUGACAGACCCAUCAUCCAAUGACGUGACCCUGACCUUCCCAAGCUCUACAGGAGACAAACAUGCCUACUCAACUCAAAGGUGUGCAAACAACACAGCAAGUGCUGGUAUUCCACUGGCAGUCCAAAGGUGUUUGGGAAGUUUUCAGACAGGAGUCAGCUGGGCAAGCCCUGAGCUGUUGGACUGUGGGAUGGACUUGUCUACACUGGCAGAGACCACUGUUACUGAAGGUAAUGUAGCAGAAGUUGCUGCAGAGUUACAGAUCCUUACAUCUAUCGGGGGAUCGCUUACAACAGAAAACAUCACAGAUGCUGCCACCGUCUUAGGCAACAUUGCAAAUACAAAUGGAGACGAGAAUGUUGGCUAUGCCGUAGUUGUGUCUGUUGACCAGAUAAUGAAUGCUGAUGAUGGCAUCCUGUACCAGAGUCAACUUAAGGAUCAAUCUCCUUCAAGAAUUGUACAGGCACUGGAGCAGUUCAACGAUCGUGUCAAUCUGACAACAAACCGUUUCCGCCGCAUUGAGCAAAACAUUGGGGUGGAAACUUUCCAGAUUGGAGCUGCACAACUCAUCAACAGCGUUGGUUUUGCAUCUCUUGAGGGCAGUGAAGCUCUAGAGGAUGGAUUGGUGCGAUCAUACUCUGACACAUCCUUCAUCCCUAAUGACAAAGUGGAUGCUUCCAUAGCUCUGCCUCAAGAGCUUGGAUCAGUUGUUGCUUUUCUCAAGGAAAACAUACCUGAUCCAACAGAUGUGGAGGUACGUCUGAGCUUCAUCAUCUACCAGAGUAGCCGACUGUUCCAGUCCAAUCAGACGGCUCCUUCCUCAACCGACAAGAAAACCAGCGUCAACAGCAGGGUUAUUGCCAGUAGAAUCACUGGUUUUGAACUCAAGAAUCUCCCCAACCCAGUGGUGACAAGAUACCUGCCUAUUGUUCAGAACAGUACAAAUACCACAGUGGACAACAUCAGAUGUGUAUUCUGGGACUUCAAUGCUGGAGGGGGAGGUGCCUGGUCAACAGAGGGAUGUGACUUUGUUGGGAUCGACAAUGACAGGGUGGUGUGUGAGUGCAACCAUCUCACCAACUUUGCUGUUUUAAUGGACAUCUAUGGAGGCUUGCACAGCUUUGCACUGGACUUGAUCAGUAAGAUUGGGAUUGCCCUGUCCAUCACAGGCCUAGUACUGACUCUCAUCACUUAUCUGGUAUUCAAACAACUUCGUCAGACGCGACCACAGCACAUCCUCAUAAACCUGUGUGUGGCCCUACUUGCAACUCUUAUCAUCUUCCUGGCAGGCAUCAGUGCCAUCAGUUCUCCGGUUGGCUGCACUGUUGUGGCAUUUCUGCUGCAUUACUUCCUCCUGGCUGUGUUCAUGUGGAUGGCUGUUGAAGCCUUCAACAUGUAUCUGGCCUUCGUGAAAGUCUUGGGGGCACACGUGUCUAGAUUUUUCCUCAAGGCAGCUAUCUUAGCAUGGGGUCUUCCCUUUGUUAUUGCCAUCAUCACCCUGGUUGUGGAUGUCCCCAGCACCUACCCUGAUGGACAGGAGACCUACAGGAGCACCACCUUUUGCUGGCUGCAGGGUUACCAGCUGUACUUUGGGUUCCUGUUACCUGCCGGACUGGUGCUACUGUUCAACACCAUCGUGUACAUCAUGGUUAUCUCCAAGCUGACAUGCAGGGGCAGGACUAAAGGGAGAGUUGCAGAUUCUGGAAAAUCUGCAACAAAGCAGCAGCUGCGCAUUGCCAUUGCUGUCAUGGUGCUGGUCGGGCUCACCUGGAUCUUUGGAUUCUUCAUGAUCAGUGAUGGAAGGAUUGUCUUUUCCUACUUAUUCUGCAUCUUCAACUCCCUGCAAGGAUUCUUCAUUUUCAUCUUCCAGUGCGUACGCCAAAAGGAAGUCCAGAACCUGUGGUUCAAGUGUUUUGGCUGUCCCGUGGACGAAUACCGCACUACCAAGUCAUCUGGAGGGAAGUCAUCGUCCAACCAAACUGAGUCUACUGCUGAGGGUUACUCACGCGGACAUCGGAAAAGUAGACCAGAGAGUGAUGAAUAUUCGGCUAUGAAUAUUCCUAUGAAUAAUAGGCGCAUUUAAAUCCAGCUUUCACCCUUGACUAGGUAAUCUCAGCAAACCCAUGCUCACAUGCAUGCUGGUAUAGAAUGAAACACAACUUUGUUAUUAUAAUUUUUUCACAUGAGCUGGUAGAUAUGAGAAUUGGUCUGUCAAUAUUGCAGAUUAAUGGACAUAUUUGACUGUCAUUGGCUAUAAGAUUACAUAAAGAAACAUAAAAACAGAUGACGGAGAAAUCCUUGCUCAAAUCGUAUUAGUUUAAGAAUAUUUCCAGAGAAAUGAAAGAGAUUAAGAUAACUGAUUCAAAGUCUAUUACAACUUUUUCUCUGACCUCUGUUAUUAUCUUGUUUUCAUGCUUCAUUUGUAGAAUGUCUAUCAUAUAUAUUGCAAGCUAUGCAAGGUUGUUGAAAGCUUCAGAAUGUACUGUCAAGGUCAUCAGAUGAUAUUGCAGCUGCUGUACAGGGUAAAUAGUUGAGCCUACAGUAUGAUUGAACUGAGCAUGUAUUAAGUUUCAUUAAUGAGAAUGCAUGUCAUAUACUACAGACUAUUAUGUACCAAUCUUGAAAUUUAUCUGUAUCUGUAUCUAUAUAGCCGGUAUAACCGCCGUUCGGCAUAACACACCAGCUUUGCAGGCACGCGGCGCGGCAGCAGCUGGUUAUAUUACACCGAACGACUCGUUACCCCUAACUUUUGCACAUCUAUCUGCAAGCGUUCUUUAAAACUACCAAGAGAAGAUGUACUGUACUUGGUGAUAACAAGUUCCACUCUACGAUAGUUCUGGGAAAGUACGAAUUUUUGAACACAUCCUAGGUUGGUAACUCUGGUAUUUGAAGGCAUGACUGUUCAAGUCUGUCAACUAAGAAAUUCUAUUGUGAUAACUGAUAUACAUGAUUUUAAAAAACUAAGGUGGGUUACCAAAUCUUAUCUUUUGCAUACAAGGUAUCAAGCUCUACAUUUGGCUUAUAGGUUUUUGAAAGUUUUAAAUCAAUCCAUUUUGAAGUUUUAGGCUAGGUAUAGGUGCCUAUGAGUUAUGGACGUAACGUUACACGUACAUGUAUAGUGCAAAAUGAAUAGUGCAUGUAACGUUAUAUAGAAUAUGAAAUUGAAGACUGCAUGUUUUAUUCUAACAUGUCACCCAUUGUAGCAUAGCAGGUGUAUGUAAUAUAUGCUUGGUGCAGUUAUUCAAAAUUGUCAGCACAUCAUCAUCAAAUUAGAACAUGUUUUGUACACAUUGGAAUGUACUUAACAAUCCAUCACUUGGAACAGGCAGAAUAAUCAUUAUAACAUUAAUGAGUUGUUUGGUGUACAGUACUGUCCAUGCUGAUUGAAUAGACUAUGCUCCUUUGUUAUUUCAAUAAAAUUCAAUGCAUAUCUUAA